Pyrgilauda ruficollis (rufous-necked snowfinch) is the source of this 2701-nucleotide messenger RNA. It is a transcript of the gene TYW5, whose product is annotated as tRNA-yW synthesizing protein 5. Gene Ontology annotation, molecular function: tRNA binding; 2-oxoglutarate-dependent dioxygenase activity. Gene Ontology annotation, biological process: wybutosine biosynthetic process. The record is from RefSeq and is a predicted model, not a curated record. Bases 668 to 1447 code for a protein of 259 amino acids. Lineage: Eukaryota; Metazoa; Chordata; Aves; Passeriformes; Passeridae. The transcript is spliced from 8 exons.
UGUGGCCGUGCCGGGUCAGGGGAGCCGAGCCCCGGUCACCCCCGGAGAGGGGCGGCGUCCCCUCUGCUGGCCCUGGUGGGGCCGCGUCUGGGUACGGUGUCAGUUCUGGGCUUCUCAGUACACACAGAGAGACAAGGAGCUACUGGGGAGAGUCCAGCAGAUGCCACAAAGAUGAUGAAGGGCCUGGAGCAUCUCUGUUCAUGAGGAGAGGCUGCGGGAGCCUGGAGAAGAUCGUGAGGGGAUCUCACGAAUGCAUAGAAAUACCUCAAAGGCGGCUGCCAAGAGGAUGGUGCCAGACACUUCUCAGUGGUGCUCGUGACAGGACGAAGAGUAAUGGCCAUAAACUAAAAGAUAAUAAGCUCCACCUCAGCUUGAGAAAGAACUUACUUACAUUGAGGGUGGCAGAGCACUGGAACAGGCUGCCCGGGAAAGUCAUGGAGUCUCCGUCUCUGGAGACAUUCAAACCCCAGCUGGACAUGGGUCACCUGCUGCAGGUGACCCUGCCGUGGCAGGGGUUGGACUCGACGCUCUCCAGAGAUCCCUUCUAACCCUGACAAUUCCGUGAUCCGCGGGCUCCCGGCCCUUGCCCAGAGGGCGAGGCAGGAACGCUUGUGCGCGGGCUCUUCUUUCCGGGGGAAGCGGCGGGGCGGACGCGGUGCCCGCGGCCAUGGAGCGGCGGGAGCAGCGGGAGGCGGCCGUGGAGCGGCUGGACGGGGUGACGCGGGAGCGCUUCCUCCGGGACAUCUACCCGCGGAGAAAGCCAGUAGUGUUGACAGGACUGGAACUGGGUGCUUGCACCACCAAAUGGACAACAGAUUACUUGAGCCAAGCUGAAGGAUCUAAAGAAGUGAAGAUUCAUGUUUCUGCAGUGCCACAGAUGGAUUUCCUCAGUAAGAACUUUGUGUAUAGAACUCUGCCUUUUGAUGCAUUUGUACGAAGAGCAGCUGAAGUCAAGCACAAGGAGUACUUUCUUACUGAGGAUGAAAAGUACUAUUUGCGAUCAGUGGGUGAAGAUGUUAGGAAGGAUGUUGCAGAUAUCAGGAAGCAGUUUCCUAUUUUAGCAGAAGAUGUUCAUAUUCCAGAGUAUUUUGAGAAGGAGCAGUUCUUCUCUAGUGUCUUCCGCAUCAGCUCAGCUGGAUUACAGUUAUGGACACAUUAUGAUGUAAUGGACAACUUCUUAAUCCAAGUCACAGGGAGAAAACGAGUUGUUUUGUACAGUCCUCGAGAUGCACCAUAUUUAUAUUUAUCAGGUACUAAAUCAGAGGUGCUGGAUGUGGAUAACCCAGACAUGGAGAAAUAUCCCCUUUUUGUGAAAGCCAAGCGCUAUCAGUGUGUUUUGGAAGCAGGAGAUGUGUUAUUUAUUCCAGCUCUGGCACUUAAGCACCAUGAGGCACAUGGUCUGAUGAGAGUUAUGGAUGGUAGAGUUCUUGGACCUUCUAAAGAUUAAUAAUCCUCUUUGGGGAAUGGAAACACAAGUCCUAAUCAUUGUUCUGCACAAGCAGAAAGCUGCUCCUGGGCUGACAUGACAUAUUCUGGUAGUCAGGAAAAGGCAUUUGAAUUACUCCUAUUGAACUACUCCUCCUUGUUACUGCUUUUAUUUUAACUCAUUGUGAGCUUGCAGCAGAUAAGACUUAUCCUGUCACUUUUACUUUAUCUGGGCAAUAUAAACAGGUCAGUAAACAAGAAGGUAAUAGGUUUUUAGGAAGUAAUUUUAUAAUAGUUUCUUAGCCUUUGACUUGUUACUUAAUUUUGAACUGACCUUUAUGUUUCUUCGUAAAUAAACUUUUGGUUACAGUUAGAUAUGUCCAUACAGUUAUAUGUCACACUGCUGCUGAUGUCAGCAUCCCUGUUUUCUGUUUAUGGAGUCCAGAUACUUGUUUGUCUUUGCCAGUGGGUGAGCAGAGUCAAACUUGAGACACACUCGGCUCUCUUUAAGACUGAAUGGAGAAUAUAGGGACUUUUGAGUCCAGAGAAUGGUGCUUUGUCAGCAUCCUGCAGUGCAUAUCACUGAAAAAAAAAGAUGUUUUCUGAGGAAUGUGUUUGGUUAUUAUGAAGAAGGUAGAAGCAGCCCCUCUUCCUAACCUGAAAGAAGCUUCAUGUUGAUUUCUCAAAAUAAACUUUUCUAUGUCUUCAGCACCUACAGGCAAAUAAGAUGCAAUGAACACAGCAUUCAUACUUUUAGCUUAAUAUUCAAGUAUCCUAAAUAUACCAUAUUAAACUGAUUCUUAAAAUUUCCUCAAUGAAACAAAGAUGUCUUGGCUUCCUUACCACAGUCAUGAUUCAGCUGAAAAACCUCAUGCCUUCAUUAUGACAAGAUUAGAGACUUUGGCUGAUGCUGGUGGUUUACAUUAAUGCCUGGACAGCAUGUGCAAGGUUAGGGACUAAGAGAAAAUAGAUACCUGCAUUUAGAGUGGAGGAGAGCAAGGGAAGGUGUCUUUCUUUCACCCGACACAUGCUUAUCCUUUGCUUACAUUUGAGUACCUCUACACUUCAGCAAUUGUUACGUUUAUGAGAAGUUACGGAUCAGCAUAAAUGUCUUGAAAAACUUCUUAAAUUUGGUACAAUGCAAUACAUUCAUAUGGAUAUCUAUAAAUAGACAAAAAUACAGUAGUUGAGGCUUUUCCUCAACUAGAUUUCGUUUGGGCAAUUCUGACACUUGCUUGGAGUCACAUGGAAGUUUUGCACAGUAAUUUUUAUUUUA